Molecule: messenger RNA, 1246 nt
Organism: Rhodotorula graminis WP1
Lineage: Eukaryota; Fungi; Basidiomycota; Microbotryomycetes; Sporidiobolales; Sporidiobolaceae
Exons: 6
Coding region: 1-1128 (375 amino acids)
Molecular function (GO): protein binding
Source: RefSeq, a predicted model, not a curated record
AUGCUCGCAGCUAGCCUGCCGGCUGGGCACACGGUCGCGCGCGCGUCGCCCGUGUGCCUCGCGACCGGCCGCCUCCCCCACCUCGUCACCUCCGGCCUCCCUCGUGUCGAGCGCUCGCCGCGGGUCCAACGGUGGAUCAGCAGGCCCACACCGACCGCCUGCGAGCUCUACUCGGCUACGCACCUCGCCCCGCUGGAGCCAUGGUGCUCGUCCAAACGGCCCGUAACCACCCCGCAAGACUGGGCAAAACGCCUCGAAGACGUCCCCGUCUCGAAAGAUGACCUGAACCUCCUCGUCGCCAACUACCUCUUCACCGAGGGCUACCUCUCGGCCGCCGAGAACUUUGCCCGCGAGGCCGGCCUGUCGUCAGCAGCAGCAGAUGGCGCCACCACCUCGGGCGCAGGCGCCGCGCUCGGCGACGUAGACAGCAUCCGCACCCGCAUGGAGAUCCGCCGAGCCGUCCUGCGAGGCGAGGUCGAGAGCGCGUUGGACCAGGUCGUCGACCUAGACCUCGAGAUCCUCGAUCUCGACCCGUCGCUUCACUUCCACCUCCUCCAGCAGCACCUCAUCGAGCUCAUCCGCGCCGGCGAGGUCGGCCACGCACUGUCGUUCGCCCAGAACGAGCUCGCGCCGCUCGCCGAGGAGCACCCGCGCUUCCUCAAGGAGCUCGAGCGCACUAUGGCGCUCCUCGCGUUCGAGUUGCCCGUGCUCGGCGACGGCGAGGUGGCGGCGACGGGCGCGGCGGGCGGUUCGGCGACGGGCGAGGGCUCAGCCGGCGCGGCGGCGGCAAGUACGGCAUCGAGCUCUACCGCCGGCGCCAAGAAGAGCAAGAAGGGCACGUCGAAGGCGGCCGCAGCCGACGCGCUGCCGCCCAUGCCGCCGCACAUCUCGUCGCUCCUCGACCCGUCGCAGCGGCUGCGCACGGCGCGCGAGCUCAACGCGGCCAUCCUCAACGCGCAGGGGCACCCGGCCGAGCCCAAGCUGCCUGGGCUCAUGAGCGUCAUGACGUGGGGCGAGGGCUUGCUGGCCGAGAAGGGCGUCGAGUGGCCCAAGUGGGACCUGCAUGCGCUCCUCGCCGACAAGCCGGCCGCGGCGUCGAACGGCGACGGCGACGCCAUGGUCCUUUGACGCCUUCGUCCUCCCGCCUCUCCCUCCCCUGUCGUCUCGCCCGCUCUCUCGUCGUCGUCCGCAUCCUCUCCUUGUUGUCGCUCUCUGUGCAAAGCACGUUGUCCUCCUCGUCGUCGUC